Molecule: messenger RNA, 2519 nt
Organism: Dermacentor silvarum
Lineage: Eukaryota; Metazoa; Arthropoda; Arachnida; Ixodida; Ixodidae
Product: SEC14-like protein 2
Exons: 13
Coding region: 928-1941 (337 amino acids)
Cellular component (GO): cytoplasm
Source: RefSeq, a predicted model, not a curated record
GAGUUUCCGGUUGUGAGGCUGGACAAGCUCAUUUUAGGUUACAGGCAUUUGCUUUCGUCCUUGGAAGGGGGCAGUUUUGACUUGCUGCAUCCAGUGGAAAGUACGGCCUGUUCCAACUGCAGCUGACAGCCGACGUUAGCGCUCCUAAUGUUUUCCAAACCUCAUCUGAGCUGUGAAGGCUUCAGUGUGAUGGCGCCACAGAAAAAAAAAAUAGAAAAAGAAUGAGACGAAAAGACAGACACGUACAGUGUUCAGCGAUUGAAAAGCGAUACUCGGACAAAAUAGCAGCCGGCACUUUUUUCGCGCUACCGGUGGGCACUAGCGACAUUUAGAUGAUGCAUUUUUGUGUCACAGGAAAGCGAGAAUCUUUUUGAUGCAUCGUAAGUGCAUUCGGUCCCCUCAGCGAUCACCGGUUGCGCAACAAGCGUAGGCCCCCAUGCUGUCAGAGUAUCGCGUUUCGAUCGCUGAUCACUAUAACAAGCGCCGAGCACGGCUGCUUGUGUAAAUUUUUUUUAAUUCGGAACAUUUCCCGCAAGGCAUAGGUAGUAAAACAUGAACAAGAAGGCAUUAAAUAAACGUAUGCAGCCUCGUGUGAUGCAGGCACUUCAGCAGAGAGUCCGCGCAACUGCUAUCCGCUAUCCAACGGGUAUAGUCAAUCUCGAACAUUAGGCUCUGGUGCGGAGGCUUCGUCGACGACUAAAUAUUUGAGAACCAUCGCUCAAGCGACUGCAGAAUGGCACCGGCGGACGACCACACGAUGCCGUUGUGAAGGGGAGGUGUGACUAACGAGCACCGCGAGUUUCCCGCUGCGUCUCAUUUGACGGUGACCUGCAGCGCCGCGCCGGCGCGCUGGAGCAGCUGGCGACGGUGAUACGGACGGCGCGCUAGGCCAACCUUGGCACAGUAUAGGCGCCGGAAGCUGUCGCCAUGAGCACGGAGGACGCUGUCGCAGAGCAGCUGAGCGCCAGCGAGCGCGCUACGCUCGACCAGUUCCGAGCGGCUGUGGCCGAUCUUUCAUUGCCAUGGACAGAAGACUGGUACUUGCUUAAAUGGCUUCGAGCCCGGAAGUUCAACGUGGACGAUGCGAAGAAAAUGCUGCAUGAGCACAUCGACUGGCGGAAACAGCACCAAGUGGACACCAUUCUGGAGGACUACGAAGUCCCUACGCUUUUCCUGCAGUACUGUCCGGGCGGCUUCGUCGAAUGUGGUCUCGGCGGUCAGCCUGUGUACAUAACACCCCUUGGCAGUACAGACAUAAAAGGUUUACUCGAAGCGGCACCACGCAGCGACUUGAUACGUCACCUCAUCUACAUACUUGAGACGCAAGAGGAGCUCAAGAGACGAAUUUCACUGCAGAACGGGGGCCGCCGUAUCGACACAAUGUACGUUGUGGCAGACAUGGAAGGGUUCUCCUUCUGGCAGCUUUCAUCAAUAGAAGUGGUGUCUGCGAUCUCUGAGGCAGUGCGGUUAUACGAGGCCAACUACCCUGAGAUUCUUGAAGAAGCAUUUGUCAUCAAUGCCCCCAGCUUGUUUCCCGUGCUGUGGAACAUCGUCAAGCCUUUGCUGUCUCAGAGGACAAUAAGCAAAGUUAACAUCUUUGGAAAGGAGGGCUGGCGAGAUGUGCUGGCCAGCCGCUUCGACGUGGAGCGGCUUCCCGCUCACUGGGGCGGCCGGCUGAGGGGACCCGACGGCGAUGGACGCUGCACGAAUCUGAUCUGUCCAGGAGGCCCCGUGCCGGACAAAUACAGAAAAAAAUGGUCUGGAACUGAAGGAACUCGGUCAUGCACCAUCGCAGCUGGAUCCAGCUGGUCGCUACCGGUGUCUGUGAAGCAGGCUGGCUCCGAGCUGCGAUGGAAGUUUGGCACGGCAGUCUGGGGACUUGACGUUCUCUGUGCGAUUCAGGCCUUCCGGAAGCGAGGCGGAUGGAGGAGAAACACGUGACGUGGUGGCUCCCAGGAGGCUUCCCUCCUCCCCCCGUGCGCCACACAGCGGCAGCCUCCGUUGCCACGAGCCCGGAACUUAUGAGCUGGUGUUCGACAAUUCCUUCAGCUGGCUGACGCGCAAGGAGCUCAGCUACAGCGUGCAGCUGCUGCCUCCAGCGGCGGAGCGAAGCAAGGCAGAAGAUGGCGCAAGAGCAGUCGUCGAAUGAGACUGUUCGGUGGCUGGUCCACCGAAUUAGUAGAGGGUUUAUGGCCACAUUAAUAAUGAGUAUUCAUGCACGUUUAUUGCUCGACUCGAGCGCGGUGCAGCAGCGUUGAGUUCCAUGAGGUUAUAAAGAUCUCGCGAGCAAUUUUGUGCAGCUUUUUGAAAACUGUGCGCGUGCUCUAAAGGAAAUACUCACUUCAGCUACCUGGUGUACUCAGCGCACGUGCGCACCUCUUUCGUGGAUUGAUUGAUUGAUUGAGUUUCUUGAUAUUGGAACAAUGGCGUCUUCAGUCGUCGAACUUUUCUUAAUAUUAGAGGAUUUUCAUACGAAAAUGAAAUUAUAUAAAUACCAAUAAAGGGCGAAGCAACGAAAC